AUGGGAGGUAAGAGGCGGCAAGGCAAAGGUGGUGUUGAGGGUGGGGACGUCGAGCAUACUGCGAAAGCGCUGACUAACAUGAAGGUUGGCGAAUCGAAAGAGGACUGCUCAAAGGAUCUCUUUGGGAUUUGCCCUAUGCAUCAAUCACAAUCACUUGAAGGACCCAAUUACACUGAAAUUCACGACUUGUUUGAUGAGAAAUACGUGGAUCAAGAGAUUUGUGUUCGUGCUCGACUCCACCGCAGUCGUGCUAAGGGAAAAUUGUGUUUUAUUGUGCUUAGGGAACGGCAGUAUUUGUUGCAAUGUGUUUUAUCCAGUGGGGAGAAAGUUUCCAAGGCGAUGCUUAAAUUUGCUGGAAACAUAUCCAAGGAAUCCAUAGUUGAUGUGCACGGGGUGGUUAGGGUUUCACCGGUACCUAUUGAGGGAUGCUUCCCUGACAAUAUCGAACUUCACGUUGCCAAAGUGUUCGUUAUCAGCGCAUCUUCACCCAUCCUCCCCUUUCAAAUUGAGGAUGCUAUGCGAACGGAUGAAGAAAAUGAUGCUGUAAAUAAUAACCUGUCGCGAGUCAAUCAAGAUACUCGCCUUGAUAAUCGUUUCAUUGAUCUUCGAACCCCAGCUAAUCAAGCGAUUUAUCGUGUUGAGCAUGGUGUAGUCCAUCUUUUCAUGAAUUAUCUCGACGAUCAUGGGUUCACUAUGAUUCACACCCCAAAGAUCAUUGGAGGUGCUUCUGAAGGCGGUGCUAAUGUAUUUAAAUUCCAGUACUUCAAUUCUGAAGCAUGUCUUGCUCAAUCGCCUCAACUCUACAAGCAGAUGGCGAUUGCUGCUGACUUUGGGCGCGUAUACACGAUUGGUGGCGUGUUUCGUGCUGAAGACUCCAACACUCAUAGACAUUUGUGCGAAUUUGUUGGUUUAGAUUUGGAAAUCGCCUUUAAGACGCAUUAUCACGAAGUUGUUGACCUUAUUGCUGAUAUGUUUGUCAGUAUUUUCAAAGGUCUUCAGAGCCAAUAUGCGGCGGAAAUCGAGGCAGUUGGCAAGCAAUACAAAGCAGAACCAUUCGAAUUUACUGAGCCGACUUUGAAACUGAAGUUUGCUGAAGGCAUAAAGAUGCUGAGAGAAGCUGGGUGGGACGUGGAGGAAUUUGGCGAUUUAAGCACCCCAGCUGAGAAGUUUUUGGGGAAGUUGGUGAAGGAGAAGUACAAGACGGACUUCUACAUCCUGGACAAAUUUCCCUUGGCAAUUCGUCCAUUUUACACCAUGCCUGACCCGCACAACGAGGCUCUCUCAAAUUCUUACGACUUCUUCAUGCGUGGUGAGGAGAUCAUGUCCGGUGCGCAGCGAAUUCAUGAUCCGGAGUUCCUGACAGAAAGAGCUAAAGCUCAUGGCAUUGACGUGAAGACUAUUCAAUCGUACAUUGAUUCCUUCCGCUAUGGAUGUCCGCCCCAUGCUGGUGGUGGCAUUGGUCUUGAACGUGUAACUAUGCUUUUCUUGGGCCUGGACAACAUUCGAAAGGUUUCAAUGUUUCCUCGAGAUCCUAAACGUCUGGCCCCCUAG
Molecule: messenger RNA, 1551 nt
Organism: Hydatigera taeniaeformis
Lineage: Eukaryota; Metazoa; Platyhelminthes; Cestoda; Cyclophyllidea; Taeniidae
Source: the annotation of a GenBank genome assembly